GUGCUCUUCAAGUGUUUGAGAAAUUGAUGCAAAGAAACUACAGAAUGUGAUUUAAUGAAACUAUGAGUGAUUCUAGUUUUUGUGUGCUCAAAUUACUACUGCCUUUUGUUAUUAUUAUUGUUAGAUGAUUAAAUAUAAUAUAUAUUUAUAAUUAUUUUGCUACUGAGUACUCUCAGUCAUCAUAUGGACAGUUCAAAUCCUGCCUUUGGAAGCAGUGGUGGACAUAUUGACGAAGUCCUGAUUAUAAUCUUGUUAGAUAUUUCUUCACGUUGGCUUGUGCUCUCAUGCUUGGAACCAUUUUUUGGAAGGUUGGAACCAAAAGGGAGAGCUCGACUGAUCUGAUUAUGGUUAUUGGUGCCAUGUAUGCUUCCGUGACGUUUUUGGGAAUUAACAACUGCUCAACUGUACAACCUAUAGUAGCCAUUGAGAGAAUUGUAUUCUAUCGUGAAAGAGCCGCUGGAAUGUACUCUGCUUUGCCUUAUGCCUUGGCACAGGUCUAUAUUGAGAUGCAUUUCUUUGGCGCAAUACUAGACAACAUUGACAGUUGAAGUUUUUAGAAUAAAAAAUAUAUUUCACUAACAUUGUAUACAUUUCUUGUUUAAUAUUUGGUGAUGAUAAAAUUUGAUUGUAGUAUAAACUAUCAUGUAAUAUGAUUUUGUAAGCCGAGUAGACUAAAUACUGAAAUGAUAUUUUUGAGUAAUUAAUAAAAAAAUAUUUUGUUGUA
Messenger RNA from Humulus lupulus (European hop), 724 nucleotides. Its product is annotated as ABC transporter G family member 29-like. Gene Ontology annotation, cellular component: membrane. The transcript has 3 exons. Gene Ontology annotation, molecular function: ABC-type transporter activity. The record is from RefSeq and is a predicted model, not a curated record. NCBI's taxonomy places the organism in Eukaryota, Viridiplantae, Streptophyta, Magnoliopsida, Rosales, Cannabaceae. The coding region runs from base 285 to 548 and encodes 87 amino acids.